CCGCGCAGGCGCUGUUGUCUUGUGGACGGCUAACUCGCGCGCUGGGACUUCCGGCGUGGGCGCCGAACGCUUGACUCCUGCGUGGGUCUGUGACGGGGUGAGAAGCGCUGCUCUGGGGUCCUGCCUCCGGGAAAUCCUGGCGGGUGUUGGCCAGGGGGCCGGCGCGUCGGUGCCCGGGACCGACUGAGGCCUUGUCGCCGGAGCCGGCUGCGUCCGGAAACUGGGCUCUUCGGCCGGGGCUUGGAGCCCCGGGCCCCUGUCGGCGCCCUCCAUCCUUGCACGGGGUUCAGGGCGCCUUCCUAGGCGGGCGCAGCUGGUUUCGGAGCCAAGGCGCUCCGGGGACCUGACGAUGGCAUCGGGCUCAGGCUCCCAGGAACGGGAAGGGCUCCUGAUAGUGAAACUGGAGGAGGACUGCGCCUGGAGCCAGGAGCUGCCUCUACCUAAUCCAGCGCCGAGCCCCGAGGCCUCACACCUGCGCUUCAGACGAUUCCGCUUCCAGGAGGCAUCUGGUCCCCGGGAAGCUCUCAACCGGCUCCAGGAGCUUUGCCAUGGGUGGCUGCGACCUGAGAUGCGCACUAAAGAGCAGAUCCUGGAGCUUCUGGUGCUGGAGCAGUUCCUGACCAUCUUGCCCCAGGAGAUCCAGAGCCGGGUACAGGAGCUGCAUCCGGAGAGCGGCGAAGAAGCGGUGAUUCUGGUGGAGGAUAUGCAAAGAGAGCUUGGGAGACUGAGACAACAGGUCACAAACCAUGGGCGGGGAUCAGAAGUGCUUUUGGAGGAGCCUUUGCCUCUGGAAACAGCACGAGAGUCACCGAGCUUCAAGCUGGAGCCAAUGGAGACUGAGCGAAGCCCUGGCCCCAGGCUGCAGGAGCUACUAGGCCCCAGCCCCAAAAGGGACCCCCAGGCUGUAAAGGAGAGGGCAUUAUCUGCUCCCUGGCUUUCUCUUUUUCCUCCUGAAGGGAACAUGGAAGACAAGGAGAUGACUGGGCCCCAGUUGCCUGAGAGCUUAGAGGACGUGGCAGUGUACAUCUCCCAGGAGGAAUGGGGGCAACAGGACCCUAGUAAGAGGGCCCUCUCCAGGGACACGGUGCAGGAGAGUUAUGAGAAUGUGGACUCACUGGGAUCUCACAUUCACAGUCAGAAGGUCCCAAGCACCCAGGUGGUACAAGGAGGAAAACCAUGGGAUCCCAGUGUCCAGAGUGGCAAAGAGGGCCUGAGUCCUAGAAGCCCAGCUCCAGGGGAAGAGAAAUUUGAGAACUUGGAAGAAAAUGCUCGGUCUGUACCCCCCGAACAUACCCACCCUCAGGCGCUACUCCCUGGCCAGGUCAGAGGGGAGGUGCCCUGGAGUCCUGAGCAGGGAAGACCUCGUGACAGGGUGGAAGGGGAUUGGGAGCCUUCCCCAGAGGAUCGAAUGGAACAGUCCUUAGCAGGAACUAUAAGUUGUGGAGAACUGGGGCGAUCGAAGGAACUGCAGCCAAGGAAACUCCACUUAUGUCCCUUGUGUGGCAAAAAUUUCUCUAACAACUCAAACCUGAUUAGGCAUCAGAGAAUACAUACAGCAGAAAGACUGUGUAUGGGAGUGGAGUGCAGUGAAGUCUUUGGCGGGAACCCACACUUUCUGUCACUACACAGAGCCCACCUGGGAGAGGAGGCCCAUAAGUGCCUUGAAUGUGGAAAAUGCUUUAGUCAAAAUACCCACCUGACUCGACACCAACGUACCCACACGGGCGAGAAGCCCUAUCAGUGUAACAUAUGUGGAAAAAGCUUCUCUUGCAACUCCAACCUCCACAGGCACCAGAGAACACAUACAGGGGAGAAGCCCUACAAGUGCCCCGAGUGUGGGGAGAUCUUUGCUCACAGCUCCAACCUCCUUCGGCACCAGAGAAUUCAUACCGGAGAGAGACCCUAUAAGUGUACCGAGUGUGGAAAAAGUUUCUCUCGGAGUUCACACCUUGUAAUUCAUGAAAGAACUCAUGAGAAAGAGAGACUUUACCCCUUCUCUGAGUGUGGGGCAGCCAUGAGCGACAGCAUCCCCUUUCUUACAAACCGUGGAGCUCACAAGGCAGAGAAGAAACUCUUUGAAUGUUUGACUUGUGGGAAAAGCUUCCGGCAGGGCAUGCACCUCACCAGACAUCAGAGAACGCACACGGGAGAGAAACCAUAUAAAUGUACCCUUUGUGGGGAAAAUUUCUCUCAUAGAUCCAACUUAAUCAGGCACCAGAGAAUCCACACAGGAGAAAAGCCCUAUACAUGUCAUGAGUGUGGAGACAGUUUCUCUCACAGCUCCAAUCGAAUUCGUCACCUGAGAACCCACACAGGAGAGAGACCCUAUAAAUGUUCUGAAUGUGGAGAAAGCUUCUCUCGGAGUUCACGUCUUAUGAGUCAUCAGAGGACUCACACAGGUUAGAAUAUUCACAGGGUCUUGUCAAGAGCUAAUAUACCUUGCCAGCCAACCAAAUCACCUCUGCAUUUUUCAGGUAAAAAUAUAGAGAGGAAAUGGGGACUCAUUGUGAGGGAGUUGCAGAGGCAGCAAAGGAUCAGCAUAAAACUAAAAAGGAGUGCUGUCUGUGCUAGUAAGGAUGGCAAGUAUUUAAGGUGACCUACUGAGAACAUAAUUCUCUAUUAAGUCCAUUCUGUCCCAAGAUGUACCUGCCCUCUUGGUAUAUUCAGCCAAGUUGUGAUUUGGGUACCUCACUAUGUCCAAUAUUUAUCCCAACAAACUUUGGGAAUCCAUGUGAUCUUUCUGUUACUACUUCCUCACUUGGGACAUUCAGAAGGAGCACUGUGGCUCCUGAGGCCCUUGUGACCAAAGAAGAGGGGCCUGGUCUCCUGGAAAACAAACUAGAGUCAAUAAAACACUGCUUGUAAAUUUCAUCUGUCCUGAAAGCCCCAGCUGGGAAGCCAUGGACACUGCAGGUCAAGUCACUAAUGCCCUAUAGUGGCCUGACAGGAGUGCUCAUUGACAGAUAAUACACAUAAAUGUAACCUCAGACAGAAGGAACCAGAGACCUAAGGGAAAUAAGGUGGAUUUACAGGUCAACCCAAAAAUUGGCAGAGGAAAUGGGUGUUUGGUUACCCUUUGCAGAGACAGACUUUCUCCCACCAGUGUGAAAAAAAGGUAUAUAAAACUCUGGAGUCUUGUUCUAGACUCCAGAGGAACAAGAGGAUUCCAUGAAAGAUG
Molecule: messenger RNA, 3178 nt
Organism: Carlito syrichta (Philippine tarsier)
Lineage: Eukaryota; Metazoa; Chordata; Mammalia; Primates; Tarsiidae
Gene: ZNF263
Product: zinc finger protein 263
Exons: 6
Coding region: 350-2404 (684 amino acids)
Biological process (GO): regulation of transcription by RNA polymerase II
Molecular function (GO): DNA-binding transcription factor activity, RNA polymerase II-specific; RNA polymerase II cis-regulatory region sequence-specific DNA binding
Source: RefSeq, a predicted model, not a curated record